This is a messenger RNA of Glycine soja, 895 nucleotides long. RefSeq lists its product as uncharacterized. The coding region runs from base 161 to 745 and encodes 194 amino acids. The transcript is spliced from 5 exons. Lineage: Eukaryota; Viridiplantae; Streptophyta; Magnoliopsida; Fabales; Fabaceae. The record is from RefSeq and is a predicted model, not a curated record.
UGAGGUCACAGACAACUCUCUUCGCAUCCACAUUCCAUGCCUUAAUGCACCCAUCGGAUGUACCUAUAAGAAGCUUUGAGUCCAGGCUUUCAAUGAAGCUCAAGAAGCUCUGAUCAAAGUUCUAUAUGAGCAAUUCAAGGAUCACAGAAGAUGCAGUUACAUGAUAGCCAAUGCACUGGAUGAGGAUGGUAAAUUCACUGCUGCUCAAGUCUCUCGAAAACUUAAGCAGCUUGGUUUAUCUCUUCCUCAGAAGAGUUCUGGAGGCAAAAUGCACCCAAAGGAUGCAGAUCUCAUGGAUCUUUCAAAUGAUAGGAUGGAUGAAUCUGAUGAUGAGACAUUGGUAACAUUGAUAAAAAGGAAGAAAAUGGAGAAUGACAAAUUAUCAAGGGGACAGUUACAUGGACAAAUCAGUGAGGAUAGAUUGUCAACAGAUGAUUCUGAUGAUGAAAUGCUCAGCUCUGUUCUCAAAAGAACUAGAAGAUCCUCUCUUAAAUCAAAGCAAGUUGAGCUUGAAAAUAUCCAAAUUCAGGAGAGCAUAAUGGGCGAUGAUUCUUUCAAUGAAGGCAAAACAGAUGUUUUGGAAAGGGAUAAUCGUGUUGAUUCUAUGAAUUCCUCCCAAAUAGAACAUCAGCAAAUGGAUGACUUAGCAGAUUCAGAAGAUGAAGUGGCUGUUAGUGCAUUUCCUGACAAUGCCAGAUCUAGAAGGCAGCUGAGAAUGGUGAUUGAUCCUGAGGAUGAUGACUGAAGGAAAAAGCAUGAUUAGGGUCCAGGUUUCUUUAUUUUUGCAUAUAUUUUCUACUAAACUGAAGGAGAAAGCAUUGAUUAGUGAGUGUCGCAAAGACAAGAUAUCAGGAAUUUUACAAGUUUCAACCCUUAUUACAAUAUAUCAGUUCUA